AUGGAAAUUCAGUCGCGUGUGAGCAGCCAACUGUUGCCGUUGUCUCUGGGGAUCCGGUCCAAAAUCCUAAAUAAAGUCCAGUUUGGCCCCUUGAUUAAAUUAAUUUUUCCACUACAUUCAAGAUGAUGAACAGCCUGAAGAGACUGCCAGUGCGCAUGCUGGUUAAUUCCGCUGCACGUCAGCAAAAUGCUGCGAUGUCCUCGGCAACAGGUCUUCCCCCACCCCUUACCUUCCUUACCGACGAUGAGAAAAUGAUGAAGGAGACUGUUGCCAAACUGGCUCAGGAGCAGAUUCAGCCCUUGGUCAAGAAGAUGGACCAUGAGCACAAGUUCGAUCCCUCUGUGGUGAAGGCCGUUUUCGAGAACGGUCUGAUGGGCAUUGAGAUCGAUACUGAGCUGGGAGGCAGUGGCUGCAACUUCAUGACCAACAUCAUCGUGGUGGAGGAGCUGUCCAAGAUUGAUCCCGCCGUGGCCGCCUUUGUGGACAUCCACAACACGCUGGUCAACUCGCUUAUGAUAAAGUUCGGCAAUGCCGAGCAGAAGGCCAAGUACCUGCCCAAGUUGGCCCAGGAGUAUGCUGGCAGCUUCGCCCUGACUGAACCCGGCGCAGGAUCCGAUGCCUUCUCCCUGAAGACGGUGGCCAAGAAGGAUGGCUCCCACUACGUGAUAAACGGCUCCAAGAUGUGGAUCUCCAACUCCGAUGUGGCCGGAGUCUUCCUAGUCUUCGCCAAUGCCAAGCCUGAGGAUGGCUACCGCGGCAUCACCACCUUCAUUGUGGACCGUGACACCCCCGGACUGAUUGUGAACAAGCCGGAGGAUAAGCUGGGCAUCCGUGCCUCCGGAACGUGCCAGCUGACCUUCGACAAUGUGCGCGUGCCCGAGGAGAAUAUUCUGGGCACCUUCGGCCAUGGCUACAAGUACGCCGCUGGCUUCCUGAACGAGGGUCGCAUUGGCAUUGCCGCCCAGAUGGUGGGUCUGGCCCAGGGUACCUUUGAUGCCACCAUUCCCUAUUUGCUGGAACGCAAGCAGUUCGGAGAUGCCAUCUACAACUUCCAGUCGAUGCAGCACCAGAUCGCCACCGUGGCCACCGAGAUCGAGGCUGCCCGUCUGAUGACCUACAAUGCGGCUCGUCUGCAGGAGCAGGGCGUGCCCUUCCAGAAGGAGGCCGCCAUGGCCAAGUACUACGCCUCGGAGGUGGCCCAACGGGCGGCCAUCAAGUGCGUCGACUUUAUGGGCGGCGUUGGCUUCACCCGCGAUUUCCCCCAGGAGAAGUACUACCGUGAUGUGAAGAUCGGAGCCAUCUACGAGGGCACCACCAACAUGCAGCUCAGCACCAUUGCCAAGUGCAUCAAGAAGGAGUACUCCGGUUAGGAGCUGUAGGAGCUGUAGUCCUAAUCCUCCACAGAACACCCCCCCACACAAGCUGAGAUAUCGUACGUCAGAUACGUCAAGUGCAUUUAUGCGUGGGAACCGCUGUAACAUUUUCUGACGGCCAUCCGUUAUCGGUUCUCUCCAUGUUACCUUAGCAUUUACCACAUAGUUCUUUCUGUUAUAUUGUAUAAAAUACAAUUAAAAUAUAUACAAAUAUAAAAUAUA
Molecule: messenger RNA, 1595 nt
Organism: Drosophila elegans
Lineage: Eukaryota; Metazoa; Arthropoda; Insecta; Diptera; Drosophilidae
Product: short/branched chain specific acyl-CoA dehydrogenase, mitochondrial
Exons: 4
Coding region: 123-1370 (415 amino acids)
Cellular component (GO): mitochondrion
Molecular function (GO): flavin adenine dinucleotide binding; acyl-CoA dehydrogenase activity
Source: RefSeq, a predicted model, not a curated record